Messenger RNA from Branchiostoma floridae (Florida lancelet), 2774 nucleotides. Its product is annotated as BTB/POZ domain-containing protein KCTD15-like. The coding region runs from base 173 to 928 and encodes 251 amino acids. Gene Ontology annotation, biological process: protein homooligomerization. NCBI's taxonomy places the organism in Eukaryota, Metazoa, Chordata, Leptocardii, Amphioxiformes, Branchiostomatidae. Gene Ontology annotation, molecular function: protein binding. The transcript has a single exon. The record is from RefSeq and is a predicted model, not a curated record.
CCUCAAACGUAAAGCACCCCUCAAGCUCAAAUGGAUCCUUCCACACACCCGGAAGUAAAAAGCACUGUGCCGGUGGAUGAUUUCACGAAUCCAAUUCGCUUUUUGAUGUACACAGCUACUGUAUGUAACGCUGUAGCAACAGUGUUUUGCCGAUUUCUUGCCAAAUCUUGAAAUGUCUCCCCCUGUGGCGUUAAACGUUGGCGGUCACAUCUACACGACAUCGCUGUCCACUCUCACCAGCUACCCGGACUCGAUGUUGGGGGCGAUGUUCAGCGGUGAUAUACCCACGGGGAGGGACGACCAAGGACGCUACUUCAUCGACAGAGAUGGCGAGCUCUUCCGCUUCGUCUUGAACUUUCUCCGCACCACGGAGCUGCUGCUGCCCGACGACUUCAAGGAAAUCUCCCAGUUGAAGAAGGAGGCUGAUUUCUACCAGAUCCAGCCGUUAAUCGAGGAGCUGAGGAAGGAGGAAGUGAGAGCGAUGUGCCCGAGAGGGGAGGGCGACGUUCUCAUCGUAGAGCACAUUUUCAACAAGAACGCGGGUGGAAACGAGUACAGGGUUGUGGUCAGUAGAACACAGCCAGAGUGCAGGCUACAGGAGGUCAAACAAGUGUUGUCAAGCCUAGCCGUGGAGUGUAACAGACAGGAGCUUCUACCGGCAUGGAUACGGAACCUUCGCGUAUCGGUCCGUAUAGAGGAGAAGUGGAAAUGGUCCUUCGAGCUGAUCGCGACCUUCACCGACGGCGGAGGCAUGCCGCGAGCGGCGAACAUCGAGGCAGUGGUGCCCAUCACCGCGCUACUCAGGGCAUAUAUGGACACGGGGUACGUUUUGCAAGGGGGGCCGACUCCCGUGCUACAACACGACCCCAAGGAAGCGGAGAAAUGGGUGCUAGUGAGGAAACGAAAAACGCCUUCUAGUACGUCGUAGAAUUUGCAUGACGUAUAUAUAUUAUGUAGGAUGAAAACAUACAGUUGGUGCUACGUUCGGCACAUAGGGUAUGAGGUCUACUAUUCAAUUCCGCCAGAUAUCAUAUAUCCGCCACCCUAAAAAAAUCCGUCUAAAGAGCUCUCUAUUGCAACGUUUUCCAGUACUGAGUUUACUCCUGCAUAUCCAAACAGUGUUUUGAAAAGAAAGUACUAAGUAGAGUAUACAGGCAUUCCUGCACAUCUAAACUGUAACCGAGGAGGUUAAAAAAGGAUUUAAACUUCCUUGUUGUAUCUGUUACAUACCCAUACCACAUACUGGAAAAGACAUUUUGUUUUGUUUUUAAUGAGGGACAUAUGUAACCAGGCGGAUAGAUGUUAUUGUAGGUUAACCUUUUCUGGUGCUGUUUGUCGCGUAUCGCCAGUAUUUCAGGGACUACUAGUAUGUCAUUGAAGCGUGCAUGUAUGGCUUCCCAUAUAGAGCUGAGUUACAAUUUACAAAUGCCUUGCUGCGCUGUUACAAUGCUUCCAAUGGAAGUUGGCUAUAUAAGACAGUCAUAGUAUUUAUAGUAGCAACGGACUAUCAAUGCAAAUGUCGUAGGCAGGGAAUGGCAGAGAAACAGCUUUAUAGCGAUAGCUAGUAGUCAUGUUUCUAUAUGCGAUUUUCUACUCGGAAAUUCUAUUGCGCUUAUCAGGGAUUUGAUAGUAGUAUAGAAAUGUGUAUGGGUGACACGAUAUUCUGGUAGCGUUUAUUUCGUUGUACUUUGGCGUCACAGUGAAAAACAGGGCAUAAGUGUAGGCGAACACCAAGACAUGGUUACAUGCAGUCUCACAUGGCAUCAAGCGUAGAAGUAUCCUACUACAGCAGAGAAAAAAGAGGUAUUUUGUUACAUUUUUUGUCAUAUAUCAAUGUUGCUGGACUGUUCUCGUAUUUGAUAUUAGUAUUUAUUUUUCUACACAACGUGAUAUUAUUUAACCUUCCUUAACAUUUUAUCUAGCCAUCGACGUACUUAAAAGCUUUUCGUGUUAUGUAUAUGUUUAAGUGAUAAGGCGAUCUUCUCUAUAUUGACUUUGGCUUUUGUUCGUCAGGGUGUUUUAUAUUCUUAAAAAUUGUGACUUUUGCUGUCAGAUAGCAUAGGGAAAGCUAAACAUUUGUGUAAUUGUGGACAUCAACUAAUCGCUAAUUCACAGUAAAAGUUGUUUUAAUGUGAAUGUCAAUAAUGGCUGUCAUGACAUGGUGCUACAAAGAAACGCUGAAGUUGGAAGAAAGUGCUGCAGUUUUGUCAAGUACCAAGAAGCAGUGAUAUACGCCAAUGAUAGCUACUGAUGCAAAACCUUCUCCAUGUCCCUGUCACACAGUCGCUUCGGUCAUGUUUGCGCAUCGCCGAAAGGGUUAGCGCGCAUUUUCGUCUACAAAUCAUAUUUAACGGAGCUUUUAGUGAUACGCUAACCCAUCCCUAAAAAUCAUUUGGAGCGCGCAGAUUCGAUGUUCGUUCUGUGUGACAGAGGUAUUAUGGAUUCAAAAACAAACCGUACCUAGUAUCCUUGAUAUGUAUUCUUAAUAACAUAUAUACCUGUAUCAGGUUGGAAAAGAAAUAACAGUAUUAGAUACUUAUGGUGCUGAAGACAAUGUAUAUGAGAGAUACUAAAUGCAUUUAAUGUUCAGAAAACCUCAGGGGAGACAAUAUUUAGACAUAUUGUAACUCUAAAUCAACCGUAACGCCACUGUGUUGGUGCCUAUGGUGAAGUUAUGUCCAGUUUCUGACAACUAGCGGUAGAUUAGUUCUAGAAAUUUAAAGUGGCGAAGUUUACUCAGAAAUCAAAGCGUGUAUUAAAACGACAGCGUACAA